Molecule: messenger RNA, 1323 nt
Organism: Peniophora sp. CBMAI 1063
Lineage: Eukaryota; Fungi; Basidiomycota; Agaricomycetes; Russulales; Peniophoraceae
Source: the annotation of a GenBank genome assembly
AUGGAUCUCGACGCAUCUACGAAUGCUUAUCUUCCUGCCUGUUCCCUACCGCCCGAGGUCUUCCUCCGUAUCAUCGGACAUCUUGCCACCGAAGACCCGCCCAAGAUAUCUCUCAAAGACGCCAAAGAUGCCCGGUUCCGCAGAACGGUCGUAUUUGGUUGGUUGGUUGUGACGCAGGUGUGCCGUAAAUGGAGGGAUAGUUGUCGCGGUGCCCAUGAGCUUUGGCCAUUACCUGGCAUUGAGGAUGACGAGCUCCCCCCACAUCAGCUUCCCGAUGCAACUCGCGGGUCGGAUAUAUUAAAGCUCCCCGCCCAUAUAUUGAUUGGCCCAGCUUUCCGUGCUUUGUAUCUUCAAGGCAUAGGAGAUACAGAGGUGGAUCUGGACGAUCUGCUGUACAGCCUAUCCCAGCUUCCUAUCCUCGAGACUCUCGCGAUUCGGAAUUGCGUCUUCAACUCCUCCCUACCUGUCGCCCGCGUUUCGGAGGUUUCCACAACUUUACCAGGCGUGUCGCUUUCACGACUGAAGUCCCUUACGCUAAUGAGGGCUGCUACGAAAGGGUCUGACCUUACGACACAUGAUCUUGCUUCGCGGUUUCUUGAACUCUUGCACUUCUCUAAAACGACGCACAUGGAUAUACUAUUACGGUCGAUAGGCGGAGAUACUGGGUUUGCUAGCGUCCGCGAUACCUUCACUGCGGUCAUGCUACAGAUCUCGCGAAUCUUCGAGUCAGAAUGGCAGAACGGCGUGUCCGUAUUCCUCUACCCCAGCGCGAUGCACAUCACUUUCAACCACAUGCCCCGCCCGCUUUCGUUGAAACUACUUCAACAGCCCAUCGCCUGGCAAGUUCAAGUCAAACUGCCAAUCAAACUAUCAGUCAAUGCGGUGCACCUACAAUACCUGCGAGAAAUUCCCGACAUCAGAGUGAAGUCGUUGUCGGGUUUGGGUGACAAUAGCGGAUUAGUACGAGAAGCGCAUCUCAGAGCAUUCAACGCUCUCUACGGUCGCACUCGCGUGCUCUACCUUCAUGGCCACGGCAAGAAACGUCCACGUCUGCUCGGGCUCCCCAGCUAUCUGGCCCAUACAAUCGACGAUGCCCUACUCUUUCCGAGUCUCGAGGAGCUCUGGGUAGGGUCGCUCGUGAUCCUCGGCGACUUCGACUUCGAACCGCUUUGCGGCGUACUCCGGACACGAGGAGCAGCUCCGGAAAACCGACUGCAUACGAUUCAUGUCGGCAUGGCGAAGCCAGCACUGAACGCGGAGGGCGCCGAAGAGGCCGAGACGCUCGAACCGCUCGUACCGAACGUUGUAUGGCAUGAGCAAUGA